Molecule: messenger RNA, 2226 nt
Organism: Hibiscus syriacus
Lineage: Eukaryota; Viridiplantae; Streptophyta; Magnoliopsida; Malvales; Malvaceae
Exons: 1
Coding region: 180-1958 (592 amino acids)
Source: RefSeq, a predicted model, not a curated record
ACACAAAUAUUCUUAUCCCAUCCAGACCAAACGAAAUCACUUUGAUUUAUCCGAAGCAACUGUCCUGUUUCGUCCAUGCGCAAAAUACACCUGCCAUUUUUCUCUGCACUUUUCCAUUAUUACCAAACAGAGAGUUUCCUAAAAAAAAAAAUCUUUGACGGAUAGAAGGAUUGGGGGUAAUGGACGGCAAUUCUACGGAGGCUGAACGGUGGCUGUCCAUAGCUGAGAAGCUCUUAGCGACGCGUGAUUUGCACGGGACGCGAACCUUCGCCAUCCGAGCCCGUGAAUCGGCCCCUAUCCUAGCCGACCAAAUCCUUGCGGUGACGGACACUCUCUUAACGGCGCAAUCUAAUCCUCAAGACUGGUACGGGAUCCUCCAACUCGUACCGUUAACUCAGUCCAUGGAAGUCGUGGCGAGUCAGUAUAGGAAACUCGCCCUUCUUUUGAAUCCUGGGAGGAACAGGCUUUCUUUCGCAGAUCAGGCGUUUCGAUUCGUUUCUGAAGCUUGGAAUGUGUUGUCGAACCCUUCUAAGAAGGCCAUUUAUGAUAACGAGUUGAAGUUCCUUCAGUUUGGUCAGGUGAGUCAACUCGGUCAACAACAACAUCAUCAACAACAACCAAAUCUACAGCAACAUCAGCAGCAGCCACCGCAAACGCAGAAUCUGUUCGUGCAACCGCAGCCGCCUCCUGAGCCGAAGGAAACCCAGACACUGUUUAUGCAAACUCCGCAGAAAGAAAUGACGACGCAAGCUACUCAACCACUAUUCACGAGAAGCAGCCCUAGAAACACUGAUAGAGAUGGGAAUGCUGCUUUAGGAGGAGGAGGGCAGUUGGGUCUAAAGAACAAGCCGCCGGAGCCGAUAUGGAGGAGGCAGAUGAAUCAGAUUGGCUUAGCUGGGUCGUGUCAGGUUAAUCAGUCAGGAUCAGUCGGUUCCAGCCAGAUUAAUCAGCUCGAGUCUACACAGACGAGUCAGGUUAAUCGGCCCGAGCCUAUUCGCAUGACCCAGAUUAAUCAAACAGGAACCCAUAACUCUCAGUUUAAUCUGCCUGAGUCUACUCGGGCGGGUCAAAUUAACCAGACAACAACUCCUCCUCCUAUGGAGAAUAGUCAGACACAGCCAACUAGUGUGAAUCAGCCUAGAGAAGCCACUGAGUCAGAGGGUCUGACUUUCUGGACAGCUUGUCCAUACUGUUACGUUCUCUACGAGUAUCCAAAGUUGUACGAGGAUUGUACAUUGAGGUGUCAGACUAAAAACUGCAGGAGAGCUUUUCAUGCGGUUGUGAUACCGUCGCCUCCAGUGAAUGGAAAGGACACACAUUUCAGCUGCUGGGGGUUUUUCCCAUUAGGAUUCUCGAGGGGCGGUAAUUUUCCCAGUUGGUCUCCUAUUUCGACCAUGUAUGCUUGCCCAAAUACUGCCAAAAAGUCUGCUCCAAGAGUGUAUUAUGAUGACGAUGAUGAUAUAUAUUUAGAUCUUUCUGACUCGAUUGGGACUUCUGAUGACGAUGAUGAUGAUGAUUGGCAGAAUGAGAAGAGGAAGAAGGCGAAGAAUGCCAAAGGGAAAGGGUCUGUGGGGCCAACUGCUAAGAAACCACUGAGUGAGAGAGUGAAGAACGCGACUAAUGAGAAAGCUGAUGUUGAUCGUAGUGGGAAUUUGAGUGGUGUCUCUGCAGUGCCUGAUGGUAUGCCGACUGCUGAGUCGAGUAAAAGGGGGGUUGUUAAUAGUGUGAGGAAGCAGAUGGGAAGGGGACAAAAGAAUUUGGGGAAGCUGGAUUUGAAUGUGGAGUUUAGUAAUGAAGUGGAGGAGACGGUGCCAAGGAGGAAUGAGGGGAAUCACGCUGGCUAUGGGGAGGAGGAUAACAUUGAGGAAAAUGGGUUCUUUGAGGGUCUUGAUGAGUUUUUGAGUAGCUUGCCUAUUCUUCCGGCUGUUGGGGAUGAUAAAGUUAAGGCUGCUCAGUGAAGUAAGAUCCUUUUUUUUUCUUGCAGUAGUUGUAGUAAUUAGAUGCUUCUAGUAUUUAACUAUGUUGAGAUGCUUAGGGAUGCUUUUAUAGCCUCUUCGAGGUUGAAUCCAACUGUAUAUUUUGCAGCAGCAUGUAUUGUCAAUAUUUUGAUCGUUUUGUGCUGCCUAUUUACUCUGAAUUAAAUUUCCUGUUUGGGAAGAUCGUUAGAAAGUUUGGUACAAAAUCAUGACAACUUGUGGAUUGAAGAUGGAAUGUUCUUUUCAUCAU